Messenger RNA from Angiostrongylus costaricensis, 3408 nucleotides. Lineage: Eukaryota; Metazoa; Nematoda; Chromadorea; Rhabditida; Metastrongylidae. The record is from the annotation of a GenBank genome assembly.
AUGCACGGGUCUCGCUCGAACUCGUCUCAGGAUUCCCUUCAGUCUUCAAGUACUCAUUGUGAUCCUGAUAAGCCUUCUACUUCAUAUUAUAUUCCACCUGAAGAUUCGUAUCGAGAUGCUCCUGUGGAACAACCAACGUUCCUCAAAUCUUCGACAUAUGGCCAAAUCUUCUACGAAGUUGAUGUUACUAAUAGUUCUUUCAACUAUGUCUGUACUCCUCGACGUACAUUAGAAUCCCAAAUAACGCCUUCAUCACCAAAAUACCUUGAAGAUACAUCCUAUUCUGGCCAUGGUAUGUUAGACGCUACCUCUGAAUAUCAUCUUGCUAACGCUCCCGCUUCAGUUCCGCCAAAUUUCUCGUACUUGUCAGACCUCCAAGAGAGCGAUGAUCUGCUCAAUGUUCAGUCUCCUCGAGAUGAUGCUCGAUUUUCCACUCCUGAAUAUACUCCUGAUUCAUUGCCAAUGUCUGCUGCAAUGUCCUCCGAAGCUUACUAUGUCCCUUCACCUAUAUGUGCGAGUGAAUCCUCUGCUGUAACUUUGAGCGACUCAGAACAAACUGCUGCGAUUAUAGGGCAGAAUGCUAGGAGAGCCUCUCGUAAAGAUGCUGAAACCAUUCGCUAUGAAAGUCCUAAAAAUUGUGACAGUAACUGGUCAAUGAAAGCUUUACAUUUGAGUUCGGAAGAAAUGAACUCAGCUGACGAUGUUGAACUGACGAAUUCGAGCCAUGGCGAUGAUGAUACACAACUGGACACAGAUGAAUCAGAAGGUCGUGUCUCUAUAGUAGAUCGACUUUUUGCGAUGCUUCAACGUGAAGAAAAGGAAUGUAGCGAGUUGGUGGCAGAUGAUUUUGGAGAUGAAGCUUCUCAAGAAAGGAAUAAUCAAAUGACUGAAGCUACUCCAACUAAUGCUUUAACAGAUCCUUCUCUUUCGUGUAGAUUUCAACAAACCCAAUAUACACCUCAAAUGGCUCAAUUCAGAGCAGUUGCACAAGAUGAAAGUGCUCAAAACAUCGGCAUGCCACAUUCUUCACAACUAUAUAACGUACCAACGGAAUAUGUUAGCGACUCUUUUCAUACCCACACUACCGAAAAUCCAGCCUUUCCUUCGUCGGCAGCUGUACUAACAUUGCCUCAGUAUCCUCCACAGUAUCCUCCUCAGUAUCCCAUUCACCAGUAUCCCCAACAACUUGACCAUAUACCCUCAAUGGAACGUAAUCCCAUAGCGCCUGCCAUGUACAGUCAAGCACCUACAUACAAUGUUUCGAGUGUACCUCUUCAACAACAAGAUCCGACUCAUCAGUACAUCCAACCCGUAAUUAGGGAAACUAUUAAUCAGUUCCCAGUAAGAAAUUAUCCAGCGAUGCCAUUCUUUUAUCCAUCAAAUUCUUGGGACAUAAGUUCGUAUGAACAGCCAGUAAUGUUCGGACCACCACAAUUUGUUCCACAAACACUAGAACAGGAAUCUCUUUCUUAUCGUGAACCCGAAGAAAACACCAACGUUGAACCUGUUGAAUAUGAAGAAGCAUCAAGAGAGUCCUUCUCAACUGAUUGGGAAAGUGAAACCGAUAACGAAAGGGAAACCGAUGUCGAUGUUUUCGACUCCAUCUCAUGUCGCCAAAGCGUUGAUCAAGAGGAAAUAAAUGAAUUUCAGGAAGAACUACAGUCAAAAAGACCACCAUUUGAGCAAAAAGGUCCUACACAAACAAAGGAGAUUGGGCCUGUUCCUCCACCUCCACCGCCAUCACCGGAAAACGCUGGCAAGAGCAGCCAUCUAGAAGGAAUGGAUCGAAAUAGCAUUAUCGAACAGCUUAGACACGAGAUGGACCGUCUGGAAGAUAUAAGUCUUCACGAUAUCGCCGAUUACGACCGGCAAGAGGAGCUGAAAGAACUUUGUGAAAAGAUGAAUUCACGAUUCCAGAGAUUUUACCCGCAUCUGAACCAUUGGAAUGACGAUGAUGAGUCCAACAAGAACGCAUCAGAUGAGGAAGUCAUUGAGGAUGGCGAUCCCGAAGAUGGCUACGUAAUGCGAAACAGCAUACAGUUGACUACCAAGUACCUUGCUUUAUGGUAUCCGGAAAAGAAAGAAAGAGAACAAAUGAUCCCUUGGAAUAUCAUGAGGAAAGUAAAACCAAUCCGAUUAUGCUUUCUCGACAACCGAAUUGGUCAUGGCGAGUUUGAGAAUUUCAACAUUGGCGAAUUUGUCAGCAUUACGGGUCAUAUGAUGUUCGCUUACGGAGAUGGUCCGGAAGCGAUCGAUGAAACUAGGCUAUUCGUUGUUGACAUCGUUCGACAACAAAUGAAUAUGCUAUUGCGAAGGGUUUGGAACAGCAUACUGGAAACACAUCAACGGGCUCCUCACAUCUACAACGCUCUCAAAGUAAGCUAUGAAGAUCAGCUCGACUUUUUAUGUGAAGAACGACAUAUACAGGACUGUGAUCCAGAUCUUGCAAACACCAAGAUGUUUCUCAAGCAUAGAAAUCGCCAUCUUUCAGAUGAACAUAAAGAACUACUGAAUUAUGCUAGACGUGUUUCAUAUUGCAGUAGGACGGGAAGACUUUCUGCAUUUCGUGCCCAUCGAUUUCACGAAUUCCUUGGUUUUCCCGAUUUGCAGACUGAUCUAAUCUAUGUACUAGAUUUCAUAGCACGAGAAAUUGUUAUGGAAGUGACCUAUCAUGCUGCGAUCGCUCGUCAGCAAGAGCGACAAGCACUCCCGGCAACAAACCGGGGAUUUUUGCACCAGCCAACGUCGAAGGCCAAACUUGUCGCUGAAAGCAUGGAACUGCGACAUUAUGAAGAGGGUCUGCGUAAAAUAAUUGGAUGGCGAAAAAAUGGAGAUAUUUUAUUCGGAGAAGAUGAGCGCAAAAUUAUACCGUCGUAUGGAAAAAAUCCACGAAAAUGGGAAAGCGACAACGACUACAACAAACGAGAAGCAGCCGAACGUCGUGAAUUUGAAGAUCUUAGACCUAUGCCAAGGCGCACAGUGUGUUUCACAUCGGCAGAGUUAUUCGAGGAGCACAAAAAAGUACUACGUGGCGAGUACUGGGAUAGUUGUCCUGAAGAUCUCACUAAAGAAGCAUUUGUCUUAGCGAAUACAUACGCAGCAGCGCGUCGUGCACAAGUCACCAUUCCUCAACCUAAUAUUCCAAAAAAAUGGAAGGAACAAAAAGAGAAGGACAACAGGGAAAACAACGAGCGACUCGACAAACUACGAGUCGCGAAGCGUGAAAGCGAUCAAUUUAACAGAUUAACUGAACAGUUAGUGCAAAUGAUGGAAAAGAACACCAUCCACGAUUCCGACAGAAUACCAAACGACCCAGCGGUUGACGGUAAUGAUGGGUCUGAUUUGAGGUCAGCAAUGAAGGCUAUCCACGCAGCAGUACGUCGCCAUAGAAAUUUUAGCACUGGAUAA